UUUCCUCGUCCAGUCAGAGCGCUUAGAGACAGCUAGAUCCAUAAUGCUCUGAGUUACUGAUGGAAGCCUGCAGGAUACACUGUAUCCUACAGUAAAACUAAUUUCAGUGCGCUACUACCCAGAAACAUGACCUACUUUGAGUUCCCAGUAAGCUGCUUCAAUGUAGGUCUGUAGGUGGUGGCAACCUUACAUUCGAGACAAGAGGACUCCAAGGACGGCCUGAGUGCAAAUGAGACACCUGACGCUUAUAGGUAAGCAGCAUAAAUAAACAUGAAUUCCUGAAGACGAGACUUAAUUAUCUCAGAUGGAUUCGAUGGCCUGGAAUCUCAGAGGAGCCUCUCUCAGUCAAGCUGACAGGGGAAUGCCUGGGCUCACUGUACGACUGGGAGCUACAGACGACAGGGCUGAGACACUAGAAGUUCCUUUAUAAUACAGAACAAUACUGAAUGUUCAACCUUGGAGGAAAGCCACUGAAAACCUUUGAGGAUGAGCACUGGACUGAAACCCUCACAUUACAAUCAAACAAACCCGAGUGCAUUAUGGAUGUCUCCACACCUUUUCAAGAAUGACACAGUUGGAGUACUAACAAAUGAAGACAAGAGGUCUUUUUGAUCAUGUAUAGAAGACGGUUACUAUAGACGCGGCGGAGGCUGCAGAAGCAGAGAGGAGCACCUGUGAUAUGGGAUUUCAUGUCUUUUUCUAUGUACCCAAUGUAAUUGGUUAUAUCCGGAUUCUUCUUGUUCUCAUUGCCUGGAUUCUGUAUAGUGACCCAGGGAAUUUUGUACCCUUGUAUAUGUUAUCAAUUAUAUUGGAUGGGGUGGAUGGCUGGGUGGCCCGUCGGCUGCAGCAGACCUCCAGGUUCGGAGCGUGGUUGGAUGUGGUCAUUGACAAUGUAGGACGUGGCAUGCUCUGGAACAUGCUUUAUGAUUGGGGCUGGCUGGUGUCUUCAGUGGAGUGGUGUGUAUUUGUGUGCAACCACAAUGCCAGAGGUGCCCAAUGGAAGAACUCGUUCACAGAGAGCCCGGUUUGGGUGCAGGCAGUGAUGGCAAAAGGCUUCAAGACUCCUUUGGGCAUUCUGACAAUAGCAGGGCUCCAUGUUUUACCCAUGUGGCUGUAUGGCUAUCAGUACGAGGUGCUGUCGCAGACUCUCUUUGCCCCAAACUGGUUACAGGUUCUGGGGAUUCUGGUGCUGACAGCAGGACGCUUACUGGGCUUUGCAGUUGAGAUGUGGUGCAUCGUAACCCAUUUGAGAUUCUUAUUGGAUGAAGAGGAAGAAAAGAAGAGCUAGGGAUCUCUAAAGGCUCAUUUAGGGUGUAGUAAGGGUUUCAGAUUGAAAUUCAUAUUUUAUGAGGCUUCUGGUCUA
Molecule: messenger RNA, 1363 nt
Organism: Onychostoma macrolepis
Lineage: Eukaryota; Metazoa; Chordata; Actinopteri; Cypriniformes; Cyprinidae
Exons: 7
Coding region: 680-1288 (202 amino acids)
Biological process (GO): phospholipid biosynthetic process
Cellular component (GO): membrane
Molecular function (GO): phosphotransferase activity, for other substituted phosphate groups
Source: RefSeq, a predicted model, not a curated record